UUUGUAAAUUACAAUUUAUAUUUUUCUAGAUUUUGUAGAAAUUUAAUUAAAAUGCAUUCAUUUUUAUGGCCUGAAGGUAAAAUUCCUUAUACGUAUGAUCCAGAUGCGGAUUUAGAUAACUACAAAAAUAUUAUUGAAGAAGCCAUGAAAACUCUAUCUUAUAAGACUAAAUGUAUUACUUUCCUACCAUGGGAGGGUGAGAAGGAUUACAUUAUGGUGACAACCGGCACGAGAUGUUCCUCGUAUAUCGGACGUGCUGGCGGUAAACAAAUAUUGUCGUUAGAUACAGAUAAAUGCGAUUUAAGUAAAUGUCUUCACGAAUUAUGUCACGCCAUUGGAUUAAUCCACGAGCAUCAAAGAAUAUUAAGAAAUGAUAAUAUUAUAAUAUUCUGGGAUAAUAUUCUAGAUGGUGAAGAGAAGCAAUUUAUCAUAAGAUGGGAAUACGACGUGCAUAACGACGAAUUUGAUUACAAUUCAAUUAUGUUGUUCGAAGAACGAUUCUUCUCGAAGCAUUCCAGUCUUCCAACAAUAAAAGCGAAAAAUGGAAGAAAACUGAUAACAAAAAAGUUUACACUUAGUUAUUCAGAUAUUUCUAAAAUUAGAAAAAUGUAUCUUGGUUCCGACUUUAAUUAA
Molecule: messenger RNA, 633 nt
Organism: Centruroides sculpturatus (bark scorpion)
Lineage: Eukaryota; Metazoa; Arthropoda; Arachnida; Scorpiones; Buthidae
Product: astacin-like metalloprotease toxin 4
Exons: 4
Coding region: 52-633 (193 amino acids)
Biological process (GO): proteolysis
Molecular function (GO): metalloendopeptidase activity; zinc ion binding
Source: RefSeq, a predicted model, not a curated record